AUGGCGGACGGAGGGUUAAAAGACUGCGUGAAAAUUAACACAGAGGCGCAAUUUCUAAAUGACGCAAAUUGCAACGAGAAAAGGUCCUUCAUCUGCAAAUGCAGUGAGGGUGAGUGUGUGUUAUUUAUUAAACGGGUACUACGCUGAGUGUGUAUUAGUACUAUGCUGAGUGUGAGUGUGUUAUUUAUUGAACAGGUACUGCGCUAAGUGAGAGUGUGUGUUAGUACUACGCUAGGUGUAAGUGUUAGUACUAUGUUGAGUGUGAGUGUGUUAUUUAUUAAACCGGUAUUAAGCUGAGUUUUAGUGUGUAUUAGUACUACGCUGAGUGUGAGUGUGUGUUAUAUAUUGAAUAGAAUUCAACGUGAAUUUCAAAUUUAAGGUUAAAAUAGCUGAUGUUCUGCUAUUUUGGCCUUAAAUUCACUCUGAAUUCUCGCUUUAGUAAACAGCCCUGAUAGAGUAUUAAGAGAUUAGCCCCAUUGUACAGCGCUACUGAACCUGCUGGCGCUAUAUAGAUAAUUAAAUAAUGAUAAUAGCGUCUGUUCUUGUCUCCCUAGACACGGAAUGGUUUGAAGAGACGGCAGACCGCGGAUUACCUGGCGAUCUCUCUACCUUGUUACCGUCUGAGACAGACCUCAGCAGCGCUAAAGCAACCUGCUUGCGCCAAAAAACCUGGUGCUUCACGAUUUUAAGAAAUGGGACGCAGUUCUAUUUGGUCACCAGCAGUGCGGCGCUGCAAUCCAGCAGUGGUGUAACAGCUUACAAAGCAAAUAGUGAGAAACAGCUAUCUUUCAUAACAACUGACUCAUAUUGA
Pelobates cultripes (western spadefoot toad) is the source of this 811-nucleotide messenger RNA. Lineage: Eukaryota; Metazoa; Chordata; Amphibia; Anura; Pelobatidae. The record is from the annotation of a GenBank genome assembly.